Molecule: messenger RNA, 4662 nt
Organism: Verticillium dahliae VdLs.17
Lineage: Eukaryota; Fungi; Ascomycota; Sordariomycetes; Glomerellales; Plectosphaerellaceae
Exons: 4
Coding region: 1-4662 (1553 amino acids)
Biological process (GO): telomere maintenance; DNA repair
Molecular function (GO): DNA helicase activity
Source: RefSeq, a predicted model, not a curated record
AUGGCCUCGCUGGGUGAUAAUCCAGGCGGCGGCUCCGGGGACGCGGACGAAAACCUUGUCGCCAGAGUGGAAGAAGAGGCAGACAGAAGCAGCGUCGGCCGCGAUCGGGUAGAUGAGAUCGCAGCGUCCGGCAUGUUCGGCCUGGACGCCUGGCCGGACAUCACUGAUGUGGAGAAUUGCGGUACCUCGUGGAGUCCACCGGCGACGCUGCGUCCACGAAACAGGCUGACGGACCUCCAGGCGGAUCAACUGCGGUGCGGUACGGGCGAGCCGCUGAGCCGUAUAUUGUUGUUUCCCGGGGCCAAGACUUCGCCGACUCCUUCGACGCCUGGCGGAAGAACACGUCGUGAGCACGGAAGGAGAGGCGGCGGGACCCGUCAACGCGGCAACCGCUGCGCAGCGCCUCGUGGCGACUCGGAACAUGACCCUGGAGCUUGGGCCAAGCUAGUACUGCGCGUCACGGCGGCCGUUUUGCGUCACACCCCCGUCUUGCCCUUUCUCGUUUUCAACAUGGGGGUGCGGUCCAGAAACCGCCGGGUGAGCAUGGCCAGCGUGAGGAAGAGCGAUUUCCCAGAGGUGGAGCGCACCAUCCGAUCGCUGACAGCGGCGAAACUGGAAAGGGCAAAGGUCGAAUUAGAGGCCUUCGGCAAGAGCACGGAGCCCGACGUCAAUCGACUGCUGAGAAGCCUGACUCUGUACGGGUACCGGCAGCCUAUGUCGAGGGAGAGUCGGCUGACCAUGCGACGGAAGAUGAAGUCGCUUAUAAUCCGUCACGGCAUUCCCGCGAUAUGGUUCACGCUCAACCCCAAUGAUAUCACGAACCCGAUCAAACUCAAGCUCGCCGCACAUCGCACCCGCGAGACAGACGAAGCCGAGGAGUUCUUGAGAAGCCUCGAUCUCGUAUACAAGAGAGCGCGGCUCGCGAUAUCGGAUCCCCUUAGCUCGGUCAUAUUCUUCCACCGGGAGAUUUCCAUGUUCUUCGAGCACUACGUGCGGGUCGGGAAGGAUUCGGUGUUUGGCCGCGUCGGCCAGUACUACGGGGCAGUCGAGACGAACGAGAGGGGAGCGCUACACCUCCACGGCCUCCUCUGGCUCCAGGGAAACAUGCAACUGAGCUCCCUGCCGCGGGACGUUCAGGGGGAGGGCCAGACCGCGUACCGGGACCGCGUGAUCGAGUAUGUAGACAGUGUUUUUGCGGAGGACCUCGAUGAAGGAGCAUCGGCGGGAAUGCGAGCUAGCAGGCCAGUGGCGGCGGAGAUUUCGACGCUGGUGAGUAACACGGCUCAGUUGAGCGCAUCGUUCGAGGAGGAAGCAAACUUCUGCGCCGGCGCCACCCAGGUUCACACGCAUAGUCCUACGUGUGUUAAAUACUCCAUCGGUAGACGAGAGAAGCAGAACCCCUGCCGGUUCGGGGCUCCUUGGCGACUGGUGGAGAAGACGUCGUUCACGGAGGACGGAUUGCUGCGGAUCCGUCGUGGUCACAGCCUGGUGAAUCGCUGGAACAAGGCGAUAGCGGUAGGCUUGCGACACAACCACGACAUUUCCUUCAUCGUGACGAAAUGCAAGGGCCUGUCACUCGUCUACUACCUGACCAACUACGCUACCAAGGUAGAGGAUCCUGUGUGGAAACGUGUGGUGGCAGCCAAGGAGCUAAUUCGGGUGCUUGGUGAUGUGACGACGACGACGACGACGACGGCGGCGGCGGCAGACCAGCCGAACGACGGGUCGCAUUUGACCGGGAAUGACGGGCGGGGAAACCGGACACGGCAAUUUCUCCUGCGCGUCGCCAACAGGAUCUUCACGGAGCGGGCGUUGUCGCAGGUCGAGGUGGUGGCCUAUUUGCAGGGGUGUGGCACAGAGUUUACAAGCAGCAACGUCUGGACGUUUCUGAACGUGUGCACCCUGUACUGGCACAUAUCCCGGCGUUGGCCACUCUUGCGGCGUGCGGCCGGCGGAGAGGACAUCGGUGAGCUGGCCGAAGAGACGGUUCUCCUGGGAGAGGCUGGGCAGCGGAUAUCCUUGUUACAGGCAUACCCGCACCGUGGCAGGCCUCUCGAAGGCCGAUCCCUUUACGAUUACAUGUCUCUAGUCAAGCUGAAGCGGAAAGGGCAAGCGGUCGCUUGGGGAGAGGUGGAGCUGGACCGCGCCUGGCCGGCUUCUCAGGCUUGGGUGCAGACGCUGCGGCGGCCGGGACAGCAAGCGACCGUUUGCUUCGACGGCUAUCUCAGCAUGGAUUUCACCGAGGAGGAUGACUCUUAUCACAGGAGGUACGCCUUCCUGUGCGAGACAUCCGGCGACGCGAACGACAUUUGGGAGAGGCAUAAGGCAGGUCUUCCCAAGCGCAUCGCGUGGCUAGCGGUCAACAUCCAGCUGCUGCGGCGCUCGGCCGAGGAUGUGGCGCAGGAUAACAGACAGUGGGCGGCCCUGUCCGGCGAGCCCGACCGCGUUGCUGACGCGGGUGAGUCGGGUAGCGCAGAAGCUGAUGAUGCGGCGGGCGCGGGGUACCGUGCAGACGGCGUCGGGACGGCGACGCGGCUGAUAGAUGUAUUAAGGAAUGCGAUGUCGGGGAAAGAGAUCACGACCGGUUCCAAAGAGAUCUCCACACUAGUCCGGCAAAUGCAUCGAUUCCAGGAGACCGCUCUAGGCUCCGCGGACGAUCUCGAUGCCGCGGUCAUCCCGGACUCUGGGAGGAGCAUCCUAGGAGGGGCCGUGCCGGGAGAGGGAACAGCACGGCAGGAGCAGCUGAGAUCCAUCAAGUCGCAGCAGACAGCCCUCUCCCGCGAACGGGAGAGGGCCAUCCAGGGAAUGCAGAGCCGUUCGGACGAUGCCACGGCCGGCAGCGGAGUCGCGCCCCGCAAUGGUUUCGAGGAGCAGGACGACCUCGCCGCCGCGGCCGUUCACGAAACGGCUGUGCUUGCCACGGGCCCGUCGACGGACGUCAUGUGCGGGACGUCCACCUCCUUCCGGGAGGUCGGGAGGCAGGUAGCCGAGUCGCUGACGCUGAAUCGAAGACAGAGCAUCGCUCUCGAGCUGGUCUGCCGCCAGCUUGACCUGGUUCGUCGCGACGAGAGCGGAACUCCCCAGCUGUGCCUGUUCGUCGGGGGGGAAGGCGGCACUGGAAAGUCGCGGGUCAUCGCUGCCGUCGCCGAGCUGUUCGCCCGAGCAGCGCAGAACCAUCGCCUCCUAGUGACGGCGACGUCCGGCACGGCGGCCGCGAACAUCAACGGAAUCACCAUCCAUUCCGCUUGCAAGUUUUCCAAGGACAUGUCCACGAGAUCAGGCCGCGCAGGGGACCCGGACGGCUUCACGUCGUCCGGCUCGGCAGUUCUGCGCAUCGACGGCAGGACCAAGAUGGAUUGGCAGGAGAAGUACGUCCUGAUCAUAGACGAGGUCAGCAUGCUAGGUGCGCGGACGCUCUACGCCGUCAACGAACAGCUCUGCAGGCUCCGGGAGUCCAGAAGGGACUUUGGCGGCAUCCCGGUGGUCGUCUUUUGCGGUGACUUCCACCAGUUUCGCCCCGUGCAAGAGAGGUCGAUUCUCCUCCCGAGCUCGGCCAUCCCGUGGGAGGGAGACCAGAGCUUCGGCCUGGAACAGAGGCGGCAACACGACGUGGCCCACGCGCUGUGGAGGAAGUUCACAGCGGUGGUGAUCUUGGAUGAACAAGUGCGCGCCGCGCACGAUCCACGACUGCGCGGGCUGCUGACGCGCAUUCGACGAGGAGUGCAGGACCAGUCGGACGUGGAGUUACUGAACAACAGUGGCUACCAGGAAGGCCGGCGGAUCCCAUGGGAGUCGGGCAUCACCGUGGUGACGCCGCUGAACAGAAACCGGUGGAACCUGAACAUCGAGGCGACGAUCGCUUUCCACCAGAGGCAGCGGCAGGCGCCACUCCAGAUCUUCAUCUCGGAACACAAGUGGAAAGACGGCGAGCCGACAGAGGAGGAGGCCCUCAUGAUGCUGGGCCAAGGGGACGAUAGUGCCAUCCCGGCGCCUGCCGUCUUCCUCUUCGUCCCCGGCAUGCCCGUUGUCGUGAAUCAGAACACCCACCAAGGACUGAAGCUGGUCAACGGGGCCACCUAUACGGCGGUAGACGUCAUCCCCGAUAGGGCAUACCCGGGCCACAGGGUCGACGCCGACGCCGUGCUGCACCUGGGCCCGCCGGCGGGCAUCCUGCUCGCUUCAGAGACGACGAGGGAGUUUCGCUUCGUCGGUCUGCCGCCCGGCACCGUGCUCCUGACGCCCUUGAGCACCAAGAUAGACUGCCAGAGAAAGCGGCCCUGGCAGCAGCACGACGCCUCCCGCAGGGGCCUACCGUGCGCACCGGCGUUUGCGUGCACCGACUACAAGGUGCAGGGGAGGACGCUAGAUCGGGUAGCCGUCGAACUGCGAGGAACGAGGACAACCCAUGUCGGCAGCCAGGCGAUUCCGAGCACGUGUGACCCAUACAGCCUGUAUGUGCAGCUGUCGCGGUGCAGGUCGCUGGAUGGCAUCAUGCUACUGUCGAGGGCCCGAGAACGUGACCUGGUGGGGAACAUCGUGCCACCGGAAAUGGCUCUGGCCGAAUUGAGGCUGCAGCAGUUGAACAACAAGACGGUUGAGGCGGCAGAGUUGCGAGACCGGUCGGAAGAAGACUCAAGAGCGGAAGGGAGGGGUGGAGGAUGA